GUAAUCAUAAAUCUAAUCAUAUGGUCAGAACCACUCGGCGAGACUCAAUUGAUUGUAAAAUCAAUAAAAUACACUCAAAAAAUUGUCAACUAUUUAUUGGUUUCACUAAAACAAAUAAACAUCUGCGGUUUUGUUCACGCGUUGAACUUUUUGACUUAGUACGAACUAAAAAAUAUAUAAAGUGUUAAGCUUUUACUAAGUUUUAAAACAAUGUUCUUAUGAUUUGCUAUGAGUUUUCCAAUUAUCCAAUCUGCUAUUGCUAUAACAGUUAAACACUUACAAAAAGUAUUUACUUUUAAAGCAAUUCCGAAUAAAUUACACUCGUUCUUGUUUGUUAAAAACUAAAAAUUACCUAAUCUGUCUCGAAGAUUGACAAAGUAAUUAUUAAAUCAGCAGCAGCCUUCAAAUUGUUGGAUUUCAAUUAACUCAAGAGCAAAUCUACAGAAAGACUGACUUUUUAUAGCUCCUUUUAAAUUUCUCAUUUAUUUUCAGUUUCUGCAUGAAGGUAUGUUCAAUAUAUUGAUCAGAAAAAGAAAACAAAAGUCUGUCUAUCAUAAUUUAUUCAUUUUCUCCAAUUCAUCACAAAAGCAUUUGUGCAUUUUUAAGGAUUAAGAAACGGCCAGUUUUCAAGAGCAAACUAUUUAAUUUUGUACUUGGAGAAAAAACACUCAGAAAACUCUUUCAAAAAAAACGAAUGCACCAACACAGGUGAAAAUUGCAACACCACCUACAAAUCACACAAAAAUCCCAUUAAUUCAUCUUGAAAUUAAGAAUUUCGGCUUUUCUCCAAUAAUUUUAAUCUUUUAAACUUACACCGCUUUUAUUCACGUCUAAUUUGGUCAAUCUAUUUAUUUUUGGGCCUCUGUUAUGUCAACUGUCCACACACAAACAGGCGAGGAUGAUACAACUGAUAAAAUCUCCAGCGCUGCCGAUGUCACAAAUGGUCAGUAUGGUCUAGAAAACAAGGGCAAUUCCACUGCAAAUCUCGAACAGAUUCCUCCGAUUACUAGUAAAACAGAGCCACCCUCAGUACCUAAGAAAUUUGUAAAGGAAACUAAGAUCAGUAAGAGAGAUCAACUGAAAUUGAGUGAGGCCUUUACUGCACUAUGUGAGUCAGAGGCUGAUGGGCUUCCUGGAAAAGUGAGUCGACAUGACGUGAAGAAGUGUCUCUUUUUGCUAGGAAUAGCAGUUAGCGACGAGAGGAUCUCGCAACACUGUGAGUUGGACGACGUGGACGGGGAGCUAAAGAUGAACUACAGGGCGUUCGAGAAGUGCUACACUGAGAUCAUUAAGAGUCAGCCAGUCACUCUGAAACAAGUGAACAAAUUCUACAAACAGCUGGACUGUCUAGAGGAAGGUCACGUAACAAUUGCAGCGCUGCGCAGCUGGUGUUUCUCGAAUGAUCUAGUGUUGCCAGAAGACGAAUUAGAAUUGAUGGUCGGCAGUGCCGAUCUGAACAAGGACGGAAAAAUCACAGAGAAAGAGUUCAUCAAACUCAUGAAUCAAAUCAAUACUCUCAGACCCACCUCAAGAAAAAAAUAAGAAAAACAGAUGUAUCAUUAAUUACCACGAGUUUUUAGGUUACUGUGACCUUUAUUUAAUUAUU
Messenger RNA from Symsagittifera roscoffensis, 1606 nucleotides. Its product is annotated as calmodulin-like protein 5. The transcript is spliced from 3 exons. The record is from RefSeq and is a predicted model, not a curated record. NCBI's taxonomy places the organism in Eukaryota, Metazoa, Xenacoelomorpha, Acoela, Convolutidae. Bases 868 to 1542 code for a protein of 224 amino acids. Gene Ontology annotation, molecular function: calcium ion binding.